This is a messenger RNA of Lactuca virosa, 282 nucleotides long. Lineage: Eukaryota; Viridiplantae; Streptophyta; Magnoliopsida; Asterales; Asteraceae. The record is from the annotation of a GenBank genome assembly.
AUGGGGAUUACCAUUACCACUUACAAGGUGAUGAUAAUCCUUGUUUGUAUCAUGUUUCUAUCUACACAAUCAGAAAGCAUCACUCCACUUAAAAGCAUCGACCUUGCUCUAAAAUGGGGAGAAGAAAGAUUAUUUUCAAGAAAUUCGCGUGUUCUUAAAGUUGAAGAACAAAUGGAUACAAAGUUGAAUAUAGCACCAACACCCGCAAUGAUGUUUGAUCCAAAUCAAUCAAACAAAAGAAGAAUUCGAAGAGGUUCAGACCCAAUUCAUAACACAAGAUGA